Molecule: messenger RNA, 1604 nt
Organism: Pseudomassariella vexata
Lineage: Eukaryota; Fungi; Ascomycota; Sordariomycetes; Amphisphaeriales; Pseudomassariaceae
Exons: 2
Coding region: 158-1300 (380 amino acids)
Biological process (GO): ubiquitin-dependent protein catabolic process
Cellular component (GO): nucleus; cytosol; proteasome regulatory particle, lid subcomplex
Molecular function (GO): structural molecule activity
Source: RefSeq, a predicted model, not a curated record
GGGCGUUUGGAGCUCUCCAAGAGUACCAUAAUCAUCCGAGACGACACAACGGCCUCUACACACCAACGAUUCGACGAAUACCUCCCGCACAUUCCAUCCUGACGUAUCCAUACAUUAAUAGAAUCCCAGUCUCAUCAGUCAUCUCUCCAGAUAGACCAUGAACGUCGACACAAUCGCCGACUUCCUGGCCGAGCAGCAGGACGCAACUCCGGAAGAGCUUCAGUCUAUCGUCAUCCAGUUCGAGAACCUUUGGGAGCGGAAGUUAUGGCACCAACUCACUGAUGCACUGGUCCAAUUCUUUGAGCACCCAGCGAGCGAACCUCAACGUCUACAGUUCUACAAGAUUUUCAUCCUCAAGUUUGCCGACAAGAUCAACCAGCUCAAGCUCGUCGACUUGGGUCUUAAGGCUGCCGUAGCAUGUCGAGACAGUGAAGAGCGCCUGACAUUCCUGCAAGACCUCGCUAAGAAGGUUGACAACGAGAACUCGCAAGACGCCUUUGUCUACGCCACUGUCGCCGUCGCCUCGAUAAAUAUCGAAUGCCAAGACCUGGAUGGAGCGCGCAAAGAUCUCGACAACGCCGAGAAGAUUCUCGAAGGGUUUGACAGCGUCGAGACCAAGGUCCACGCCGCCUUCUACCAAACCAAUGCCGGCUACUUCCAAGUCAAGCAGGAAUUCGCUUCUUAUUACCGCAAUGCGCUCCUAUACCUAGCUUGCAUAGACAUCCGGGUCUUGACCCUCGACGAACAAAAGGCACGAGCCUACGAACUAGGCAUGGCGGCACUGGUUAGCGACAGCAUCUACAACUUCGGCGAGCUGCUGCAACAUCCAAUUCUAGCCGCAUUGACUGGCGAGGUGGCCUGGUUGCGCGAGCUACUUCUGGCUUUCAACCGCGGCGACCUGGGCGCCUACGACGUCCUGUCAGGCCACAUUGCGUCAAACGCCCUACUUAAGGAGCACAGCACCGAAAUUCGGCAGAAGACCUAUCUGGCCGCGCUGACCGAGGCCGUUUUCCGCCGGCCACCGCACCAGCGCGCCAUGAGCUUCGGUCAAAUCAGUGCUGACACUAAGGUGAAGACGGACGAGAUCGAGCACCUGGUCAUGAAGGCACUCAGCUUGGGAUUGGUCCGCGGUACCAUUGAUGAGGUGGGUGAGCUCGUGAAUUUCACGUGGGUGCAGCCGCGUGUUCUGGACAUGACCCAGAUUGCAAGCAUGGGAGCACGGCUGGGAGAGUGGGGCGAGAACGUGAAUAAGUUGGGCAACUGGAUUGAGGCCACAGGGCAGGAUAUUUGGGCGCCGUAAGCGAUGGUUGUGGUGUACGUAGGUGUGUGUAUGUGGCUAAGGAUAUGACUUGCCUUGCCUCGAGUAAUAAUUCGAGGAUCAAGGAUAGCCGGACUCAGGCUAGAUCUGGAAGCGCAAAACGGAUCUGAUCUGGCUGGGCUUGCUGGGUCUGUAUGAUAGAUACCAUAGACGUACGUCCUGCAGCAAUGGGAUGAACAAAAUUAAGACCAGAACGUCGAGUCAAGCUAACGAGAUCCCGAAGGUGCAAAGAAAGGGGCACUAUAGUGUGGUCCAAAUGGAGUGGAGAGUUUGCUUAAUAUUAUCG